ACGGCUGUCGGCUGUCUCAUAUAUUUUUAGUAAUAUUUUAUUCGCAGUGAAACAGUAGAAAAUCGAAGAAUGGAUUUAAAAAAAUCGUGUCGUUGCUGUUUAUUGCGCCCUCCGGAAAAAAACUUGAAGAUGCCGUAUUCUUAUUUGGGAAAAACCGAGAUAUACGCGGACAUGCUCAAGGAAUGCUUCGAGAUUCAUUUAACAACACAAUCAAGUGAUGGUCUCUGUGGGAUUUGUGAGGUGUGCGUGGGACGACUGCGGGAUGCAAGCAACUUCAAGCUGCAAGUGCAGCGCAGCCAGGACCAGUUAAAGGCGAUGCUGUGUGAACCUAUGCCUGUGAAAGAUGAAGAACUCUCCGUAAAGUCAGAAAUGUCGGACGAUGUUGUGAACAACGAGCCCCCCAUUCACGUAGAAGUAAAGCUUGAGAGCACGGAGGAUCCUCUGCCGAACGAUGAGGACAAUGUCUUCAAGGAGUUUGUGUUAAACAUGGGGCACAGAGUGUCAGAUGUUUGGAAGCCGGAGCCACUAUUCGAAUUCGCCCCUAUCUUACCCUUCGCUGGCCCUUCUAUAAGCUCCCCGAAGCUUGAACACGCUAAAAAUAACACGAAAAAGCGACACGUCCAUUCUCAAUCGAAACAUUCCAACACUUGCGACAUUUGCGGGAAGCGGUUUAAACUGAAAACUGCCUUGGCCAACCACAAACGUCAACACAAGGAAGACCGCUACAAAUGUGAAGAAUGUAACCAACAAUUUAAAUUCAAAUGCCACUUAGACAUACACAGCAAAGAUUCUCAUGAAGGCAUAAAACCAUACAAUUGCAAUAUUUGCAACAAGCGAUUCGCACACAGACGCGGCUUAUACAGACAUGUAAAAGUGACGCACAAUAAAAAACGAUUCCAAUGUGAAGAAUGUAAUAAACUAUUUACAGAUGCAUCAUAUUUGAACAAACAUAAACUCUUACACAGAGGUGAGAUGCCAUACAAUUGCGAUAUAUGUAAAGCUAAAUUUAAAAGCAAAUAUAUUCUGAUCUCACAUAUGGGGAGACAUACAGGACAGAUGCAUUAUAGUUGUAAAUAUUGUUCGUUAAAGUUUUGGGAUUACAAGAGUUUAUUGUAUCAUAGGAAAAUACAUACUAUGGGGGAUAUUGAAAGUUAUUGCUGCGAGGUGUGUCACAAAGUUUUUACGAUUAGAGGGAGUUAUAUUAGUCAUUUAAAAACACAUACAGAACGGGAACCGUACCCUUGCGAGUUCUGUCCGGCGAAGCUAACGACUUUGGGCAGUUUGAAGCAGCAUAAAAAAAGACAUACUGAAGAGCGGCCAUACGCUUGUGAAAUAUGUAACAAGCGGUUCCGAUUCAAACACAACCUUAAGGCUCAUAUACCCAUACACACUGGUGAGAAAUCACACUGUUGCGAAGUAUGCGGGAAGCAGUUUGCGCGGCAAGACAAUUUGAAGACACAUUUAGAAACACAUGUAGUAGGGAUUUCGUAUUCGUGCGAGCUUUGUACUAAAUCUUAUUCGACUAAAGAAGGUUUACGACAGCACAGGCGAUCUCACACGAAGAAGAACGACUUAACUAAAUCUUUUAGAAAAAAACAAAAUAAAACGACUUCAAUGGAUUUUGAUCAAGGUGCAAAUGAUAUACAAAUUAUUCUUCAUUAAGCCUUUAUAAGGAAUAAGGGGGUCAGGAAUUAUAAAAUUAAAUACUUUAUUGCGAUUAACAUUGUAUACAGAAUGGUAGGCACAUUAUUGUACUUUAUGCAAAAUUGAACCCAAACCCUUUGCAAUAAAGUUCAAAAUCAGGUGGGAAAUAUAUACCAGCUGCCAUAUAAAGGCGUAAAGCACAUCGCUUUCUGGACGUAUUGAAGUCAGCAGGGGUAUAAAAAGGUAGAAUUUAAUAAAAAACAUACCCCCUUAUUCAUAAACGUCUACUAAAGUUGACAAGCCGCUAAUAAUCGUUUGUCCCUUUCCAUCAUACCAGUACGUCGGAAAGGGACAAACAAUUAUUAGCGGCUUGUCAACUUUAGUAGACGUUUAUGAAUAAGGGGGAUAGUCUAUAUGGCAGACACAGAGUACUCUCACACAUAAGGCAGAUUAAAUUAAGAACUACUUGGGCUCUCGCCCUCGCAAAAGCGAGCCAGUCGAAAUGAGAUCAAGGAUAUUAAUAUAUUGCACACAUAUGUAUAUUGUAAAUAAUAUGUUACUUAUAAUAGAUUAAAAAUUGAUGUAUUUUAUA
This is a messenger RNA of Cydia pomonella (codling moth), 2236 nucleotides long. Its product is annotated as gastrula zinc finger protein XlCGF57.1-like. Lineage: Eukaryota; Metazoa; Arthropoda; Insecta; Lepidoptera; Tortricidae. Bases 70 to 1662 code for a protein of 530 amino acids. Gene Ontology annotation, biological process: regulation of transcription by RNA polymerase II. The record is from RefSeq and is a predicted model, not a curated record. Gene Ontology annotation, molecular function: DNA-binding transcription factor activity, RNA polymerase II-specific; zinc ion binding; RNA polymerase II cis-regulatory region sequence-specific DNA binding. The transcript has 5 exons. Gene Ontology annotation, cellular component: nucleus.